Messenger RNA from Oldenlandia corymbosa var. corymbosa, 1656 nucleotides. NCBI's taxonomy places the organism in Eukaryota, Viridiplantae, Streptophyta, Magnoliopsida, Gentianales, Rubiaceae. The record is from the annotation of a GenBank genome assembly.
AUGCCUAGGAAUCCUGAGCAGAAAUCUGUUGACGAUUUUGCAUCCACUAUAGAUUCCGUCGAGAAGGUAAACGCCGUGAAAACCAAAUACGAUAUGUCCCUAGAUCUAGAAGCCCGAGCCCCUCUAGGAAACGAGAGAGCCAAUACUCCUCCUCAAGGAAAAAUCACCAUGUAUGAUAGAUUCGUGUUCCUAGGGUUGAGAUUCCCCCUUUUUCCUUUGUUCGAGGAGAUUGUUGAUUAUUACAAAAUUCCCUUAGCACGCUUUACCCCAAACUUGGUUACCUAUGUUCUUGGAUACGUGAAAAUCUGUCAAGGAGUAAAAGUGAAACCGUGCCUGUUUUUGUGGAGAUACUUCCUUAGAGUGUCCAUUGCCUCAACAAAUUUCCAAUAUUGGUAUAUAGUGAAAAGAAACUUGACCACUGGUGCCAAAAAGAUAGUGGAGGCGUAUGGUGGUUCCCCCAUAUGGAAGCCGAACUUUAUGUAUAUAAAGGCACCCGAAAAAUACUUUAUUGCCUGGAAUUAUCGAGAGACCAAUGGAUAUGAGGCAAUGAAAGAAUAUUGGACGGAUGAGGACAAAGAGAAGAUCAAGGAAUUUGAUAAAGACUUGAAGAAGUUCGAGAAGUAUUCCAAGAUAGUCAUGUCUUUGAGCAAUGGUGGCUCUCGACUAUAUGGUGACAGAGAUCCCUUUCCUAUUGUCAAUUCAGAUGAAGACGUCUUGACCACUGUUGUUGCUGGUCAGAAGAAGAAGAAGAAGAGAAUUGUGAAGGCCUCGGAUAAGGAGAAGAGCAAGAGGGCCAAAACUGAUGCGCCGGCCAAGGAAACCGCUACGCAAGGUGAAAAAAUAGUUCCUCCUGCUUCGAAGGAAGGCCACAUUCCCCCAUUGGAAUCUGGGCCAAGCAGUGUGCCCCCUAGUGGAGAUAAGGGCAAAGGAACUCUUGAGGGAGAGAUAGCCGUUCUGCCUCCGCACUUGUUCGAGGGAGGUCCGACCGUGGCAGUUUACACUUUUGGCGACCCGCCAACUAUAGAAUGCCCCCUGCUUGAUGAAUUUUCCGUGCAGCUAAACGAGACAAACAACAUUAGGCUGACGAGUGCGGCCUCGAUGGCCCAUCUGAUGCACUUAAGGAAGUUGAGGGAGGAGUUGGUCCAAGCUCAAGCUGAAAGGGACCAAGCAUUGCUCGAGAAGGUUGCGCUUGAAGAAAAGAUGCAACAGAUUCAAGCUAAAGAAACCGAGCUGGCUUCUGUACAGGCUAAGUACAACGAGAUGUUAGCCACAAACAGGAUGGCAACCGUGAUCGAGGAGGUAAACAUGCUCUCGACCAGAUACGGAGCUCACAAGGUGGCUGUGGCAGGCCUCACGAGAAGUAGCAACGACACACCCAUUAGGGCCAAGUGGUUCAAACAGUUCCUGAUGGAAAAUCCCAAGAAGGCCAUGCACGAGGCGUUGGUUAAUGUCCUGACCAAGCUCAGCGUUGAGCAACUACCUCUGUGGGAGUCUUUAUGUGUUGCCCUUACAAAAAUGGGAAAUUUUGAGGAAAUUGCUAUGUUUCCUGGUGACAUUGCAACAGCAUUAGCGAGAGGCCCUAGCGAGGAAGAGCCCAUCCCUGACGUGCAAGAUUCCCACAUGGGUAUUGAGAUGGAGGAUGAUGAAGAAGCCUAG